This is a messenger RNA of Gongylonema pulchrum, 402 nucleotides long. NCBI's taxonomy places the organism in Eukaryota, Metazoa, Nematoda, Chromadorea, Rhabditida, Gongylonematidae. The record is from the annotation of a GenBank genome assembly.
AUGUAUAUCGAGAAACGCUCUUCGUCGCGAACAUUGUCACUUCUAAACGCAUUGACUUAUCGAUUUGAAGCUAGCGAUGACCUGGAGGAAUUGAGUGAAUCUGGAAAAAUGCUCGCAAAAGAGCAAAUUCUUACGCAAAAUGCCGCUGAUGAUUUGACAAAAAAAGUUGACGAUCUGGCUGGAAAACUAAAAAAUCUGAGCGGCAGAAAUAGUGAAAUGAUAGAACGUAUGAAAAAUUGUAUCACAGUACUCGAUGAUGUUGGUUUCGAUAUGCAGAAGCUGGAUGCCGUAUUUGAAAGUGUUGAGUCGCGACUCAAUGCUUUUGUGCGAUCCGAAAAUGUGGAAACAGCAGAUGCCGAUCGAAUAACUCUGGAAGCAUUGCUGGAGGAUUUGAAUCAGUGA